Messenger RNA from Stomoxys calcitrans (stable fly), 6135 nucleotides. RefSeq names its product protein wings apart-like (gene wapl). NCBI's taxonomy places the organism in Eukaryota, Metazoa, Arthropoda, Insecta, Diptera, Muscidae. Gene Ontology annotation, biological process: regulation of chromosome condensation. The transcript has 7 exons. The coding region runs from base 750 to 5981 and encodes 1743 amino acids. The record is from RefSeq and is a predicted model, not a curated record.
AUACGUGCAGAGUCCACAUAAAACAUAAAUAUUUUUAAGUAUUUUACAAUAAUUGUAGAAUUUUUGCAACAAAAUUACUUCGUAACGCAAAUUUCAAUGCAUUAUCUUCCAAGAUUACAUGUUAGUUGGCCGCGAAAAUAGUGAAUUGUUGGUAAAAAAAAGAAGUGAAAAAUUUGGCCAAAUGGCCUACGAGAUGAAAACGUAGAAAAAGAAGUGGCCAGGCAGUCAGUAUGUAGUACGUCGUUGUGCUGUCCACCAUUCAAUUGUUUAAAUUAAGUCCUGAGGAGGCUUCAUCCUCAGGCAGUAUGCGUCGAUUUAUGCAUAUAUUCCAAAAAUACAUUUAGAAAAAGUGUAAAAAUUAUGAAAAAUCCAGUGGAAACCAUGGGAAAAAAUUGCGCCAAUAAGUAAAAGUGGGAACAACCACAUCACACACAUACAAGCAAAAAUCAGAUGAAACUUUGUUUUCCUUUAGAAAAAUUUCCAAAAUUUCUCAAAAAAUCUCAACUUUAUCCGAACCCCCUAUAUAUGCGAUGAGCAUAAAACGAAGAAUGUAUGUGUUGGUCAAAUGAAUUUUUAAUGAAUUCAAAGUGAAAAAUAUUCCCAAAAAAAAACUUGAAAUAUUUGUUGUCCCUAGUAAUGGGUACAAAGAUAAUUGUAUUUCCAAAAUAAUAUUCAAACUAUAAAAUAAUAACAUAAAUAGCCGGAUUUGUGAACCACAACAAACAGAGGGCAUUAAUAACUACAGCAAUAUGUCUCGGUGGGGCAAACAUAUUGUGGUUCCUUUGGAAACCUCCAAAGAGAGCACAAACCGUCCCACUGUGGCUCGUUCUCUGGGCACUAUGGGUAAAUGGGGUAAAAUGGGCUUUACUUCGACACGCACCUACACAAUGUCUGCCUUGCCGGCAGUAGUAGCUGCUGCUGCUGCGGCCGUAGCAGCUGCCAGCCCACAGGAAAGUCCAGCAUCGCAUAAGGAAGACGAUCAAUCGGUGUCGGUUCUGGAACCACCGAAACCACGCAAAUUCUUCAAAUCACGCAAUACCACACCGCCCGAAGUUAUAGCACAAAUCAUACAACAAAUCCCCCGCACACCCGCAUCGCCCACUCGCGACAGCAGCGGUACGUCUACUAUGCCCUCCUUUCUAAGCACACCCGUACGUGAACCCAUCAAAAUGAAAAUACCCAAAAGCAAUUCUGCAGAGCGGAAAAAGAAAGCACCUAAGAAAACUUCCAAAAAGACCGGCACUAACACCACCACCGAGGGCACAACGGAAACAACUGGAGAUCAUGAAGCCGACGACAAACCGCCACCCGAACCGAAAUCAACGAAAAAGAAGAAAGAAAAAGAGCUUAAACCAGAGGCGCCACCUUCACGUAUUUUGGGCAGAGCUCGCAAAGCUGUCAACUAUUGUGAGGAUGAUUAUGACGAUCGAAAUCCUACGCCCAUUAAGGAUAUUGUAGUGCCGAAACAAAAGAAGGCGGAAAAGGUGAUCAGUGUUCAAGAGACGCCGCCACCAACGCCUGCACACAAAGUCGAUGAUGUUUAUGCAUCGUGUGAUACACCGGAACCGGUGUUACCUCCACCGGCAGCACCGCAACAACCACCAUUAAUAGUACAUCAGCCCCAAGCAAUUGUAAAUAGUGCAGCUUCCAAAACGCCCGAACAUCCUCCCAUUGUACUAAGAAUAUCAAAGGGUACCUCACGCUUAGUCAGUACUGAUAGUGAAGAACAACAACCGAAUGCUUCCUCAUCAACGCCGCCAUCCGAAACAACAGCUGCUAACAUAACGCUCACAGAGACGCCACAGUCUUCAUUGACGUUGUCUAUAGCGAAAUCUCGACAAGCCUCCGUAGAAGAUUCCUCAACACCCGCCAUUAUUACAACGCCGAAGAUUAUUGUGAAACCUUUGAGGCCACCUUCACCUGUAUUACAUCCAGCUGCAGUCUCCAACCAACAGGACGAGGAAGCCGAAGAAAGUGGUGAAGAGGAGGAGGAGGAAGAAGAGGACGAGGAAGAAGCUGAACCAGAGCCGGAACCACCAGAAAUAAACUAUUGCACUGUUAAAAUAUCUCCAGAUAAGCCACCAAAAGAACGCUUGAAGUUGAUUAUCAAAACAGAUGUUAUCCGAAAUGCCAUAGCAGCGGCGGCCGCAGCCGAAGCAAAGGCGAAAGCAAAAAAGGAGCUUCUUGAAGCCUCUGGACGUUCUGGUAAUGAGGGAAAAUCUAAAAAGAAUAAAAAACGCAAACAUUUAAAACACGCUGCGGUUGAACAACUUACGCCACAACAAGGAUCAUCAAGUGAAUUUAAAAUCCCUUCGCCACAUCCCGCUCUAGGCAAUAGUAAUACUAUACAUGAUCAACUCACGACACAUCACCCGCCUCCUUCAUCUAUGCUGCAUUCAGCUCCCUCACACUCAAAUGUAACUGCAUCCGCCUCUAGAACCGUAGUAUCUCCUGCAGCUUUAUCCGAAAAAGAUUUCGACUCUCAAUCAUCUGUUCUGGGGAGUAUAUCGUCAAAAGGCAAUAGUACGCCGUUAGACAUACAACCGCCUCCGGAAGAAAGUUGUGUUUUACAUAGUAGAGGCUCUAGUGUGAUAACAAGUGACCUUGAGACAAGCCAGCACUCAUCGCUGGUGGCGCCUCCCUCGGACAUUGAAUUAAGACUGGAGUCCAUGAUGAUGGAUGGGGAAAGUAGUCAACAGCAACGAACCUCUGCUACUUUUGUUGAAGCCGAACCUUUGCAAGAGGACAUAUUGGCUGUACUGAGAGGUGAUGAAACAACAACAGCCAUGGAUGUAGUAGCGGAAGAGCCACAAACAGAGGCUAUAAAAGAAAACGGCUUAGAGAAAGACAAUAUCGAAAACAUAGAAACAGCGGAUGAUAAUGCUGUUGCUACUCCCGUCGCCACAAGGGGUCGCCUAACAAGAGGACGGCCCAAACCCAACAACCAACCCAUAGCCAACGUCGAACCUCUAGUACAAGCGCCGAGAACGCGAGGACGCAAGCCAGCUGCUGUUUUACAGCCCUCUGCCAUUCCCGCUGAGGAAAUUCCUGUCGCUCCCAUUAAACGCACAACACGAAGAGGAAAGAAGUUUGUAGAGGACACCAAUUCACCGAUCGUUAUGGAUGACACACCUCAAGCGGCAAUUCCAGAGGAAUCAUCUCCAAAUAAAUCAGAGGAAGAAAAUAAUCCUGUCUUGGCCCCGGCGGUUACCACAAGAAGAGGCAGAAUACCACGCAAUGCCAACAACCUUAAUAAUAACAACAAUAAUACCAACAAUAAUAACAAUAUUAACAAAAUUUCGACAAACAUUACGACUAAAGCCAAUAACCCGCCGGAAGCAGUUACCAACCAUAAGCUUACACCUAGCGAGACAACGACGAAUGCCACGCCCGCAUCAGCGGCAGCCGCUAGCGCACAAAAAAGCUAUGGUCGCAAACGAAAGAAUCAGCAAGCAACACAAGUGUUGCAAGCAAGUACCCUACAGGAAGACAUUGAAGACUACUCACAACCCACACCCGCCAAAAAGUCUAGCCUUGAUUUGCCCUCUACAGAGGAAAAUCUCGACACUCAAAUUACACCUAUGCAGCCAUUCAACGAGAAUCGACUCACACCCUCUUUGGAUCUGCAGGAGAAUAAUUCGCUGGAUUCUUGUUCCUUACCGCGACCGCCUAGCAGCUUAGGCGGCGAAAAUCCGUCGCUUUCACCACCUCUGAGAGACUACAAGAUAAAGGAUAAAUUCAAGCGUACCUUAACCCUUGACACUCAAGUCAAUAACACAGUGGUGGUAAAGCAAACCGAUGCCGUAUCCGCCCCCACAAAUCAACAACAGCAGGUCGAACCUGUCAAGUUAGUUAUCUCCAAAAAGAAGGGUAGCAUCUUUAAGAGUAGAGUACCAUCAGAGCAAACUGAACACACGGGAGGAGGUAAAAGACAUUUGUAUAAGCACCGAUGGGAUGCAACAGCCAAUGGCGAUGCAAACAGCGAAGACAAUGCGCCCGCCACAGCUGCCAACAAAGUUUCCGAGCCCAAGAACACAAAUUCUACAGUGGAAGCCAUCUUUAAUGACUUCAAUAGCGAUGAAACUCGCAGCAGUCCUGUACCUCCCAUUAAAAUGACAAGGGUCAUUAAACCAAACCCUCAAGCAAUUCCUUCAGCGGGAUCUGCGCUGGACGACCCCAUGGCUGAUUCAAUUACGUCGGUGAAAAUUGAUAGAAAAGCGAAAGAAUAUUACACAGUGGUGCGUAACGUCAAAACAGCCCAUCAAAUCCAAGAAAUCGGAGAAUAUCAAGAAAUGGAUGAUGACGUUGAGUAUAUUCUGGAUGCUUUGCAACCCCACAAUCCCAUGUCCACUCGUUGCCUGUCAGCCCUGCAAUUAGCCACCAAAUGUAUGGUUCCUGCUUUCCGUAUGCAUGUUCGGGCGCACGGUGUUGUAACUAAAUUCUUCAAAGCCCUCUCUGAUGCAAAUCGUGAUCUCUCACUGGGACUGUGUACUACAGCAAUUAUGUACAUUUUGUCUCAAGAAGGUUUAAAUAUGGAUUUGGAUAGGGAUUCGCUGGAGCUAAUGAUGCUGCUGCUAGAAUCCGAACAAACGGUAGCAGCGCCAGCAGAUCAUGCCAACUACGAGAGAAACAAACAAAGAGUAAGAGAACUGUGUGAGGAAAUCAAAGUCCAGGGCAAAGCAACACAUUUAAAUGUUGACUCGAUCACCGUGGGUACCCUAGCCAUGGAAACGUUGCUAUCUCUUACUUCCAAACGGGCGGGGGAUUGGUUCAAAGAGGAACUGCGAGAAUUGGGCGGUCUGGAGCACAUUAUAAAAACUAUCAACGAUUGCUGUCGUCCGGUCAUUGACAAUGUGUACAGUGAGACGGGCAUUAAUUGGACGCGACCUCUUUUAGAUAAUAUGCAAACCGUGGAACGGUGCCUGCGUGUUUUGGAAAAUGUCACUCAAUUAAAUGAAGAAAAUCAACAGUACAUACUCACAUAUAACAAGGGUUCGGCCGCAACGACGUUAUGUUCCCUGUAUUCCCUCUGUAAUCGUGAGAUAAUAAUGUAUCCAACAUCAGAGUUUACAUCACGAGACAAUCCGGGCAUUGUUAUACGAGAAUUGUUGAUUCCUCUUAUGAAAGUGCUCAUCAGUUUAACGCAUCCGUUUAGUCCGACGAACACAUUAGGUGCCGAAUUGGUGGGGCAAAAGGCUGAUGUUAUCGAUACAAGUCUCCAUUUGCUAUUGAAGGCACCCAACUACAUUCCGGAUCGCUGUGUCUUUGAACUUAGUAUAUUGUCCCUUUUACUGCUGAACAAUCUAACAAUGUACACCUUGCAAAAUCGUAAACGCAUUAUGCAAGCUGGAGCUCCUUCCGACUUUAAUUUAAGCCAUGAUGUCACGCAGCAACCGCCGGAAACCGCAAUAGCAGCUGUAAUGGCUUACUUCUAUAGAUGUGAAGAACUAGCACGAUUGGUGGAAAAGAACACUGAUGCCUUUCUGGAUAAACAGGAUAAGAAUAAAAAGAAGCAAGAAGAAGUUGAUGAGACUGUAAAUAAUUUACUCCAAAAAGCUGGUCAUCAUAUGGAACAUUCCCUGAAAGGCAGUUACACGGCAAUAUUAAUUGGACAUUUAAUUACCGACAAUGAAGAAUAUGAAGCAAUUGUACGGUCUCAUGUUAAGGGCAAUUGUUUCAAGGAGAUUAUAAGCGUUUUAGAGAAAUACUACAACUUUAUGAAUUUAACAGCCAGUGCCGAAGCUUCGGUGGUAGCACACAUAAAAUCGACACAAAAAUUAUUGGAAUAUUUCAAAAAACGCGAUCUUUUGCAUGAGGAUGCAAGGCCGUUCACACGAAACGAUACAGAUUAUACUGAUGCGGUGCCGCUUAACUUGGAAACACAUCAUCAUCGGCAAAAUGAUGAGCUAGCCAAUACAUCGGCGGCUAAUAGUGGUACAUCAUCCACGCAGCGUGUUUACAAGACCUACAGUCAAAGAUAAGAAUAAUUGAGCAACACAUAGAAAAAGUUGAACCCGUAAAAUUGCAACUUUGUUUUGUUUUUAAUUUAAAAAUUUAAUUAAUAGCAUAUUUAAGGUAUAUUUUUAAUACUUUUUGUUUUAGAAAAAGAAACAAUGUGUAAUAUUUCGUUUUAAA